Molecule: messenger RNA, 1637 nt
Organism: Gavialis gangeticus (Gharial)
Lineage: Eukaryota; Metazoa; Chordata; Crocodylia; Gavialidae
Gene: LRMDA
Product: chromosome unknown C10orf11 homolog
Exons: 7
Coding region: 167-850 (227 amino acids)
Biological process (GO): melanocyte differentiation
Molecular function (GO): protein binding
Source: RefSeq, a predicted model, not a curated record
AUCAGCUGACUGCCGCGAGGAAGCGGCCGCGGCUGAGGCCUCGGCAGAGGCAGUGAAUGAAAGGCACCUCCAAAGCACGUCCCCACUGCUUGCCCCAAGCCCUGCAGCUAGGUAGCCCGCCCCGUACCCCGCGCCCUCCUUGCUUGCAGCUGGUGUGGUGACAGCGAUGGCAGGGGCCGUGGUAAACGGAGCUCAAGUAUCUUUUAUUGGCCAAGACUGUGAAGAAAUUCCCGAAUUUAUAGGAAGAAAAUAUGGGCAUAUGGCAAAAAGACUAGACCUUAGUUUCAACUUGCUAAGGUCACUAGAAGGACUGAAAACAUUCAGUUGCCUGGAAGAGCUGAUCUUGGACAACAAUCUCCUCGGAAAUGACCUUCUGUUACCCAGGUUACCCCACCUCCAUACCUUAACGCUCAACAAGAACCAAAUAACAGAAUUAGAAGGCCUAUUGGAUCAUUUGGCUGAAGUUGUGCCUGCCCUGCAGUACCUCAGUUUACUGGGAAACAUGGCAUGCCCAAAUGAACUGGUCAGCAAGGAGAAGGAUGAGGGUGACUACCAGAGGUACAGGUAUUUUGUUCUGCACAAAUUAACCAACCUGAAAUUCCUUGAUACUCGGAAAGUAACCAGAAGUGAGCGUGAGGAAGCCUUGGUAAGAGGUGCCUUUAUGAAAGUGAUUAAACCCAUGGAUGCUCAGGCCCCCAGUGAUGCUGCUUCUCCAGAGAUGCACUAUACUCCUCUGCCUUCAGGAUCCAGGGACCUCACUAAUCACAGAGGUGUUCUAGGAAAAUGUCGCUACGUUUACUAUGGGAAGCAUUCAGAAGGCAACAGAUUCAUCCGAGAUGACCAGCUCUAAAAUGCAACACCAUUCUGUGCCACUUCAAACUAUCCACAUUCAUGCACACAAAAAGCACAAAUUGCAUCUACAUUUUAAGCAUGCAACUAAAGUCCUCCAGUACCUUCUGCUGACUUUGCCAAGCCUGUCAAGAUCAUCCUUCUGUCUUAGUCUGAGUAGUCACACAGAGAUUGACAUGAUUGCCUUUAAGCAGGUCCCAUCCACCAGUGUGACAGACAGCUGCAGCCAAGCACCAGGCCUGACAGGAUGAACACCAUGAUGGAUUGCCUGGUCCAAUUGCUGCUCACAGAAGAGCAAAGGUCACACCUGGGGCUUCACUGAGCAUGCUCAGUUGGUUUUUAGCAAGAGCAAUGCUUUUAUCUAAAGCUCGCCUGUUGAGUGAGAGAAGCUGGCAGUAUCAAUAUGUUUAUAAAAGCAAUAGCUGUAAUUUAAGAUUAAAAAAACCCUUAUCUGUUCAUAUUUCCCCCCAUGAAUUAAAUACUUAAAUUUCUUAGACAGACACGCACACAAUCCUCUUCAAGCUUUAUAUGAGAAUUAAAAGUUUGUGGGGGGUGUAUGCAGUCAGUAAUGUCAUAUUUAAAUAUUUCUCAAAAUGCACAACCCUAUGAAUUUGUUUUUUUAAUUUAAGAAGUAUCGGAGCAAUUUAACAGAUUCAGCUGAACCUAGGAAUCUUUCUUUUGAUUAGAAUCUCAAGAUUUAAUAAAUCUUAACAUUCAGAAAAGGAGAUCAUAUUUAAUGCUGCAGAACAGGUAACACAGAGGACCCCCUGUUUAACUGCAUUUCUUUG